AUGUUUGUUUGUGUUUCCCCCCUUCCCACAACAUCCACACCACUCCCCACCGCACGGCAGGCGACCAGCAAGGUGCAGGCGUAUGAGUUUGCGUCACUCAAGGACCCCAAGCUGGAGGCACCGGAGGAGGCGGUGGUGGAGCUGGCAGACAUCGCUCUCGACUACGUCAAAGUGCCCGGCUCCCGCCGCCCCGACAUGAAAGACCUCGCACGCCGCCUGCAGGGCAUCCUCACCAAGUACUGUGCGGACGGUUCUUCCAGUAGCAGCGCCAAACCUGCGAUUCACGUGGAGGAGAGACCCGGCUUUGGAGGCGGCACAGCGUGGAUACGCUUGACCCUCGGUCCCCUUCCUCCCCUGGGGGACGGCUCUCAAGCCACACGAGGACCCUCGGUCCCCUUCCCCCUCUGGGGGACGGCUCUCAGGCCACACGAGGACCCUCGGUCCCCUUUCCCCCCUGGGGGACGGCUCUCAGGCCACACGGGGACCCUCGGUCCCCUUCCCCCCCUGAAGGACGGCUCUCAGGCCACACGGGGACCCUCGGUCCCCUUCUCCCCCUGGGGGACGGCUCUCAGGCCACACGGGGACCCUCGGUCCCCUUCCCUCCCUGGGGGACGGCUCUCAGGCCACACGGGGACCCUCGGUCCCCUUCCCCCCCUGGGGGACGGCUCUCAGGCCACACGGGGACCCUCGGUCCCCUUCCUCCCAUGGGGGACGGCUCUCAGGCCACACGGGGACCCUCGAUUUCAUCUUUCCGUUCAAGGGCCUCCUUAG
This is a messenger RNA of Closterium sp. NIES-65, 771 nucleotides long. The record is from the annotation of a GenBank genome assembly. NCBI's taxonomy places the organism in Eukaryota, Viridiplantae, Streptophyta, Zygnematophyceae, Desmidiales, Closteriaceae.